AUGUCUUUUGGCACAAAAACUGGUUUCUCCGUGCGGGAUAUCCUGAAUCUGCCGGACCGAACCGGGAGAUACGGAUCUGGUACCGAGGAGGCAGAGGAGGAGGAACCGGAGGAGGAACCGGUGGAGAUGCCCAGGAUGGAAACCGGGCAGAAAUUAGGAUUUAGCAGCAGGUGGAGCCGAGGAUCCGGUAACCUGCACGUCUCAUUGCACGGUUUUUCCUUAGAGACCCGAACCGAGCCUAAAUCCCCGGAUCUCUCCACGGACGAGUCCCCGGACGUGGAGCGGCAUGCAGCGAGCGGCGGCGCGUCUCAGAAGGGUCGCGGCAGGAAGCGGCGCGUUCUCUUCUCCAAAGCGCAGACCUUCGAGCUGGAGCGGCGCUUCCGGCAGCAGCGCUACCUGUCCGCGCCGGAGAGAGAGCACCUGGCCGGGCUGAUCCACCUCACCCCUAACCAGGUGAAGAUCUGGUUCCAGAACCACCGCUACAAGAUGAAGCGCGCGGAGCACCUGGAGCCUCUGCUGCCGCCUCGCCGCGUCUCCAUCCCGCUGCUGGUGCGGGACGGGAAGCCCUGUGAGCGGAUCUCAGACCUGCAGAUGAAGCCCUGGAUCUCAGACCUGGAGGUGACGCUCCGGUCCGGCCUCAGCCUGCCUCUUUGCGCCUAUUCCCCUCUGCUGCACCCCGGGUACGGUGCCGAGCACCCCGGGGUGCAGCAGCUGGCGCACAUGUACCACUGGAGCUGGUGA
Messenger RNA from Eleginops maclovinus (Patagonian blennie), 741 nucleotides. RefSeq names its product NK2 homeobox 2b (gene nkx2.2b). The transcript is spliced from 3 exons. Gene Ontology annotation, cellular component: nucleus. Gene Ontology annotation, biological process: regulation of transcription by RNA polymerase II; cell differentiation. Bases 1 to 741 code for a protein of 246 amino acids. Gene Ontology annotation, molecular function: RNA polymerase II cis-regulatory region sequence-specific DNA binding; DNA-binding transcription factor activity, RNA polymerase II-specific. Lineage: Eukaryota; Metazoa; Chordata; Actinopteri; Perciformes; Eleginopidae. The record is from RefSeq and is a predicted model, not a curated record.